Mytilus trossulus (common blue mussel) is the source of this 2661-nucleotide messenger RNA. RefSeq lists its product as uncharacterized. Gene Ontology annotation, cellular component: nucleoplasm; Fanconi anaemia nuclear complex. The transcript has 8 exons. Gene Ontology annotation, biological process: interstrand cross-link repair. NCBI's taxonomy places the organism in Eukaryota, Metazoa, Mollusca, Bivalvia, Mytilida, Mytilidae. The coding region runs from base 1 to 2661 and encodes 886 amino acids. The record is from RefSeq and is a predicted model, not a curated record.
AUGUCGCACAUCGUAUAUGGAAGGUUCCAAUGUAGUACAUUGUACUGGCCGCGCUCCAUAUCAUCUGAGUAUGAAUGUAUUCCAAUGGCAUCUGGAAUUACCGUCAAGAGAUUGGAGACAGAAUCUGAUACUGCCAGUGCUGAUAACAAUAUAGUAACGGACCGAAAAAUAGAACAGGAAUUCCUUAAUAAAUCAAAAACAGUAUUUUCUAUUUGCGGAAAUAUUGCAAUGUCUGCCCGUUGUUGGUUUUAUAAGACAGGGGAGAUAAUCCCCGGGAAUUUCAACAUUGGUGAAAUGAAAACAUUGGAAUUGGACAAGACAAAAUGUUCUUUCUUAUUAAGUUCUAAUCACAUAACAAUCCAUGUUUAUGAAAACGAAACUAAAAAGGCCAACAUAAGGGCUAGUGGUUAUAUUAAGGAUUACAGUGUAACAAGUGAUACAUUAGAUGACUGGACAUUGUAUUGUUUGACCUCAGACGGUCAACUGUUCAGGGUCAGCAGACAACAAAUUGUUAGUCAGCAGCAAAAAAGUCUUUCAGAAGAAGAUGACAUUUUCCAAGAUUUACUUACAACCAAUGACCUUGAACUUUCUGUAGCAACAGAACGAGUGUAUGUGUUGACAUCAGCUGAUUUAGUCCACAACUUUGGUCAAGUUUAUAUCACAUCCAUUUGUCUCUAUGGUAACAAUUUGUUGACAGUUUGUCAUCAUGAAGGCUAUUAUGAACUGAAUCUACAUUCAAUCCAUUUACAUUCUGGUCACUAUACAUUAACCUUAAGGAGAAAGUUUGUGUUAAACUGUCCAAACAGCAAUGUGCCACAGUCCUCCAAGGUAUUUUAUAUGGUGGCCGAAUCAGAAAAUCUACAUGUUGAGUCAAGUGACUAUUUAAGGAUUUCUAUGAACCUGUUUAAAUCAUUGCUUGGUAGUGAACUUGCAUUAAUGAAUUCAGCAAUUAUUCUGUUUUGUCCUCCAUUUGGAUCUGUUUUUUAUGCACCUGUCAAAUCAAAAUAUGAGGAAAUGACGGAAACAUUGUUCCAUAAAUUGACUUUAUUUUGCCAAACAAGUAAACAAGUUCUUGGAAUUGACAAGAUAUGGUUUCCAACAAGAUGGGAAGAAGAGAAUAGAAAUGAAGAAAAUACAGAGAAAGAAAUUAGAAAUCAGGAUGGUUUGUUUUUGGUAACAAAUGAUGGAAAAUGUGUUCUGAUCUCCUCAUGGAGUAACAAUGGAGCACAGUUUGUACCUAUUACUAUACCAGGGCCUGUAGAAUGUUUUAGUAUUUAUACAAACACACUGUACCAUUCUAACAGUAGAGAUCUGAUUGAAAGUGAAAUUUGUGCAGAAUGUGAUAAUAAAACCGGCACAGUAACUGCACGUAUUGUAAAUCAACAGAGUUUAGGGAUUUGUAAUGUACAACAAGUGGUUACAGUGCAAGAUCAGUCUUUAGUGGAAGGUACUCCCUGUCUUCUUUUCUAUCAAACCAAAUCUGGUCAAUGUUGUGUUGUUAGUCCAGGAAAGAUUGAGAAGGAUAAACAGCAUCCAGGGGGAGACAAUCCUGGACAGCAGAUCAAAGAUGUUUUAGUUAACCUGGAAAAAUGUCAUAUAGAAAAAGAAAAAUUGACUGCUUUAGGAAAAGCUCAUCACACUUUUAUCAGCCAACUUAGUGUUGCUAACUUUUUAAUUUGUAUGGAAGGGAAUAAUCAACUUUUUAAACAUAAAUUUACUUUGCGAUAUUUACCGCAUUCUUUAGAGUUUGAAUUGAACUAUGAAUUAACUAAUUGUGGCAAUGUUUACUUUUCAUCAGAUUGGAACCUUGUUAUGUCAGUGAAGCAUAUAGAAUCAAGUUUAACAAAGUCAGUCUUGUUUAAUCUGCACAAAGGAUUAAAACUAAAUGAAUGCAUUGCAAUCUCGACUGUUUUAUCUGAUCAGAAUGUUUAUCUCCCUUAUAAGGUGCAAAUUCAGCUUCAGUUGGAAAUUCCAAAGGACAUAAUUAACAAUACUGAUUGUGCUGUAAUUUUACCAGUGUUUUUAACUUCAAAAAUUGUAGACAUCAUUUAUUUUAUUGGGGAUGAAAAACACCAGAAAAAGUUUAUGAAUGAACCAGUGUUAGAUCAUAAAAAUGGAGUGAGAGACUUAGCUUUAAGUCGACCAAUAGCAAAGUGUCUACAGAAUGCUGACAAUAGUGGAGAAAUUGUUCAUGAUCCAGUAACAUUACUCAUACAUAAACCACUAGAUAUACUGAAUCAGAGAGAAAUCAGUAGAGUGGGAAAAGAUGAACCUGCCAUAUUGAGAUAUCUUCUCGAGGACUCUGACCAGAUUUCUGACAUCAGUGACAAAGCUCUUACAUUAUCAGUCUGUGGUGGGAGUAAAGUCCAUGUUGAUGUCAGUAUCGAGGACCAAAUAGUUAUCUCCCUUCAGUCUACAGACCUACCAUUAUGUACAGCCAUCAGACUGGCCAUAUUAGACAGAUUACAGGGUCUUGACAAGAAUACAGAAAAAAAUUUCACCAUGACUUCAAUUCAAACAAAAUUAAAACUUCAUCAGGAGUUACUGACGGAGCUACAGCAGCUGGAGGAGGAUAAUGUUAAUACUGGUUCAUCAGAUGUUUGUAGGAGAACAAUAGUAGACAUUUACACAAAGUUAAGACAGAUUCAUACUUUUAUUUAA